Molecule: messenger RNA, 2258 nt
Organism: Coregonus clupeaformis (lake whitefish)
Lineage: Eukaryota; Metazoa; Chordata; Actinopteri; Salmoniformes; Salmonidae
Product: complement receptor type 2
Exons: 14
Coding region: 104-2086 (660 amino acids)
Source: RefSeq, a predicted model, not a curated record
ACUCCCCCUCCAACUAUAAGAUACAACUCACUCGAGAUACUAUUUCAUUAAGCGCAAAAACAUUUCAACGGGUAAGCGUACAGAUCCGAAUGCACAUGAAACGAUGAAUCUGGGAUAUAAUGUCGUGUUCUUCUUAUCAAUUCCCCUAUAUGACUCAGCUCAAGUUCCAUCGAAAUGUGAUACGCCGUCGUCCUAUCCACACACGCAAGUCGAUGACAUAUACCUAAAACCGAAAAAUGGUAUAUUCAGCCAUGGAUAUAAAGUCGUCUACAGAUGCGCGGAGGGCUACACUCCGAACAGUCGUAUUCGCUCUAUCAAGUGUGAAGCUGGAAAAUGGACACAACUAAACAUGAAGUGUGAAAAGAAGAACUGUGGAUCUGCUGGGGAGUUAUUCAAUGGGUACUUUAAAUAUAUGGGGGCCUUGUUCGGGGACAAGGCAUAUGCAGUGUGCAAUGAGGGGUUUACACUGAAGGGGAUGGAAUACAGAAUAUGUAAGGACUCUGGCUGGAGUGGAGAGAUUCCCACUUGUGAAGAGGGAGGUGAACCACAAGUGGUUCCAGCAGAAGUGACCUGCCCGGCUCCUUCAGUGGCCAACGGUGUGAAGUUGAGUGAGACUGUCUCAGUGUACAGGGUCAGAGACUCAGUGACCUUGGCCUGCUCCGAGGGUUUCCUCCUGACUGGAGCCCAGCAGCUCACCUGUGGACCAGACGGUCAGUGGCAGCCCCAGCUCCCACGAUGUCUGCCCUCUGUCAGAGAGAUCACUUGCAAUGCCCCCAAGGCACAGGAAUGGAGGUUGAUCAACGGGUUGAAGCCAGUUUAUAGAUCUGGAGAUUCUUUGUCUUUUUCCUGCAAGGACCUUUAUUAUUUGAAUGGAUCAAUCACUGUUACAUGUGGGGUGAAAGGAAAAUGGACUCCUUCUAUUCCACAGUGCACACUGAUCAAGUGCCCUAUAUUAAACAUAACAAAUGGUAUGCCAUCAAGCAAGCACAGAAGACCUGGAUUAAAUGUAACCAUAAACUGCUCUAAAGGAAACCAGCUAAAAGGUGCUGCCCUCAUAAAAUGUUCAAGAUCUGGGGAAUGGAUGGAGGAGAUUCCACAAUGUGUGUCAGAGGGAAGACAGGCUCAAACUGUGGUUCCAGCAGAAGUGACUUGCCCUGCUCCUUCAGUGGCCAACGGUGUGAAGUUGAGUGAGGUCUCAGUGUACAGGGUCAAAGACUCAGUGACCUUGGCCUGCUCCGAGGGCUUCCUCCUGACUGGAGCCCAGCAGCUCACCUGUGGACCAGACGGCCAGUGGCAGCCCAAGCUUCCACUUUGUCAGCCCUCUAAUGAUGUAAUUGAAAUCCCCAAGCCUGAUGGCAGAUGUGGAGUGCCACCGUACCUCUCCAACGCACACAUUUCUGACAGCUUUAGAGCACAGACAUAUUUUGGUCCUGGUGACCGGGUCAGGUACAGUUGUGCCUUGGGAUAUGUGAGAACAAGAGGCCCUAACCAUAGUACCUGCAUCAGUGGGAGGUGGACACCAGUAACUCUGAGAUGUGAACGCAAAUUAUGUGGAUCGGCUGGAGAGAUCUCUUUUGGUCAAUUUGUCUAUACCGGUGCAGAGUUUGGAGAUAAAGCCACAGGGGUUUGUGAUGAGGGGUAUCAACUGGUUGGACAUGAUGUAAGAAAUUGCAUGAAUGAUGGCUGGGAUGGGCGUGUUCCUGUCUGUGAAGCUGUGCAGUGUGCUGAACUUCCUGAGGUGGUAAAUGGAGUGACAAAUGGCCGUUUGGAACCACCUUACGUUUUCAGUACUGUGAUUGGCUAUCGGUGUCGCGUAGGUAAACUGAUUGGAGCGAGUGAGAUCUACUGUACCAAAGAUGGGACAUGGAGUGCGCCACCUCCAGAGUGCAAAGACAUUAAAUGUCCCUAUCCCAGAGUACAAUAUGCCCGAAGGACAAGAGGAAUUAGAAUGCCACUUGAGUUUGGUGACUCUGUGACAUUUGUCUGUGAUAGAGACAUGGUGAUGAAUGGAUCAGGCACCGUCACAUGCAGCCUGGAUGGGACAUGGUCUCCUGCCCUUCCCACAUGUGAAUAUUGGCAGCGCUGAAGGUCUGCUACCAUUGAUCAUUAUACUGAAUGUUGCUAAAUCAACCAUUUUACCAUAUACUUUACCAUAAUAAAUUAAUAUCCUAAUGACUGUUUUCUUUAAAUACCCCUUAUGUCUUCUGGAAUCAUGUUAUUAAACCCCCCCCCCCAAUAAAAUAUUGCAUCAGAGAUGA